UUGAAAAGCGUCGUUAAAUAAACCGAGAAUCGUAAAUUUAACGUAUUUCUGCAAUCUUGCAUUUGGCGAAGCGCUGUGAUACAGUCGGGGUGGCUGGUGAUACGCCGUUUUGGUUUCGAAUGCUUGAAAUUUUUAGGUACUUGGGGAAUAUAUCCGCGAAUCGAUGCUGGUAACCGGUCCAGGUAUUAGGAACCGGGAUUAGAGUUACAUUUUGUAGGUUAGGAUGAUUUGUCGUUGGCGCAGUUCUUCCACCCAUUUGAAAAUUGUGUAUUUGUUCAGUUUAGAUAUUUCAGUUUCACCUUAUCCGAUACAGUGCCGAAGAUGUCUGAGAAAGCUUGUUCGUUGUUAUGAUUAGAUUCGAGGGAUUCGAGAGAGCUUAGUAGAUACGAGAAAGUGGAGAAGGUAGAGAAAGUCGUAACGGUCGUAACAUUAUAUCGUAAUGUGGGUAUUUGCAUGUUCUUAUUUGAGGUUGUGUGUUGAAUGUCUAAUAUGCAGUAACUUGAGAAAGGAAUAUGCCAUCGUUACUGCAUGAUAUUGAUGUUCCAACUAAGAAAGCCACUUUUUCCAUGGCAUGUUUUUGGGCACCAGAUUCUUUAUUUGGGGCCCAGAAAGGCGUCAUUCGAACUCGUGUUGGAUUUGCAGGUGGUACAACAAAAAAUCCCAGUUAUCACAGUAUAGGGGAUCACACUGAAUCUAUUGAAAUUGACUAUGACCCGAAUGAGAUAUCAUACAGUGAACUGCUGGAUAUGUUUUGGAACCAUCAUGACCCAACUGCAAGGACAUCGAAGCAGUACACUUCGUUAAUUAUGCAUCAUGACCAAGAUCAAAAGGAGUUAGCUGAGAAGACGUUGAAAGAAGAAGAAGAAAAGAAAUCUGGGUAUAUUGUCACAAAAAUCUUACCUGCUAAAGAAUUCUAUGAUGCCGAAGAUUACCAUCAGAAAUAUCGCUUACAGCAGCAUCCAUUACUUAUGGAGGCAACGGGUCUGGUUCCUGGACCUCAGCUGAAGAGUUCUCAUUUGGCUGCAAGACUUAACGGUUAUGUUGUUGGGAGUGGUGGUGUGGCCCAGUUUGAUUCAGAAGUGUCACGUUUGGGUCUGGAUGAGAAAACAGCAAAUUAUGUUCGUAAACUGGUGGUCAAAUAUGAAGGUCAAGGAUUAUUUUGUUAAUUUAUACUAAUAGCAAGAUUAAUUGGGUGAAAAUGCCAUCUUAGAAAGGAAUGUAACAAAACAGUAAUUUUCGCCCAUUUAUAUAAACGUUUAUUUGGGGAAGUAAGGAUGGUUUUAAAUUGCAGUAAUAACCAGUAACUGCUAAUAAAAUAUUUUACCAGAA
Cryptotermes secundus is the source of this 1329-nucleotide messenger RNA. Its product is annotated as peptide methionine sulfoxide reductase. Gene Ontology annotation, molecular function: peptide-methionine (S)-S-oxide reductase activity. Gene Ontology annotation, biological process: cellular response to oxidative stress. Gene Ontology annotation, cellular component: cytoplasm. The record is from RefSeq and is a predicted model, not a curated record. The transcript has 5 exons. Lineage: Eukaryota; Metazoa; Arthropoda; Insecta; Blattodea; Kalotermitidae. The coding region runs from base 513 to 1166 and encodes 217 amino acids.